CCAUAUCGACCAUAGCUAUCAUGGCGUGUGGAGGAAUGACAAACACAGCAACCAUUUACAAACAGCUUCAAACUAAUGCCACAUGUGGAUAAAAUCUAUUGCCGGUGUCACAAGGAAGAGUACAAGUUUCCAAGCGGAUUUCCAAUAAGCCCCCUUUUUUUUUGCAUAAGUUACUGUUUCUGUGAGCUCCCUACGCAGAUUUCCUCUAGCCUUGGUGGCACUAAGCGUGCGCUCGCUGCAGUCACAUGCACGUAAGAGAAGAAGAAGAAGAUAUCACGAGAUGUCGCGUUCGAUUCGGGCUGACGGUCCGGUUUUACUCUGAUUCCUAUAGAGAAAAAUCUAAUCAUAACCGAGAGCCGGGUUUUCGAGUUCUGCUCCUCGACCUCCGAACGUCGCUACUCAACGCGGGCCAACCCUCAGUCCGACAUGCAACACGAUGGGCGGCACAACGGGUGACCGCUAGGCCUAAAGCUCGAACGGACUCUUGACGGCCGUGCCAGACGCGCCUGGGUCUACCCGCAUCCUUUCUUUUUUUUUUUUUUGGGGUCUGGGCAACAGCAAAAGCACUGCACUUGGCAGGUGUACCAUUAUACGGAGGUAAGCAAACUGUGCACUACAUUGCAAAAGAAAAUAUCCUCCGAGCAAGACACACGUGUCUAAAGCGAAAUCGGAUUCCAUCGAGAGUGUCAGCUGCCCAGCAAGCAGGUCAGGAGAAGACACGUGUUUAAGUUCUUACACCUGCCAUGGCUAUGAAGUCUCAGUGAUGCAUAUAAGCAACUCUGCGACCAAACAUCAAGAGGUGCGACUGAUCCAAACGUCACUAUAGGGGCGGCGACGUAUAGCAAAAAAAAAAAAAGAAAGAAAAAAGAAAGACAGGAACCCGACUGACCAAGCUUAACCGCGCAGAAGGUUCUGCGGUGACUCGAUUCUGUGUAGCCCGACACUGAGCGACACGCAAGGAACGGGUCAUGGCCCAGAACGCCGCGCAACAGGAAGAAGGCAGCUCGGCCAGCGAGACAGAGCUUGAGUUCGUCACCGCCGACUUCGCGGAACUCUGCGCGGUCGGUUUCGGACUCGCCUCCCUCAUAGCCCUGGUGGCCGGGCUCACCUGGUACCUGAUCUUCUACGUUCCGGCCGAGGACGCCGGAGGUCGGCGGGGCGUCAACUACACGCGGCUGCUCGAGGAAUCCAUCACUCGGUCCGUGGCGCCGUGCGACAACUUCUACCGGUUCGUUUGCACCGGCUGGAUUCGAGACCACAGCAGGGGCCAGCACCGCAGCGUCGCCGACACGGUACAGCGCGAGGCGCUGCUUGACGCCAGAGACGCCUUUGAAGAGGGUGCCAGGAACCGUCGGCGACGAGGAUCGACCGGUAGAACCUUAUCGCGCGAGGUUUCCUCGGAGGUCGAGAAUGCCGACGGAACGCGCCGAGACGUGGAAGGUCGCCUCCUGCGAGACCACCACCGGAUGCCACUGACAUCGUCUGCGCAGAAGCAUCAGACGACGACGCCGAGGGGCUCAGCUGUUCUCAAAGCGGCGUCUCUGUUCGACUCAUGCAAGGAAGUGGUGGACAAGAAGAAGUCAGAGACAAAGAAGGUGGCCGAGUUCAUGAAAACCUACACCAAGUUUCCCGCUGUCGAACCGCAGGACGCGGCCGAUGCCGUGGCCGCGAUCAUCGAGCUUUCGCUCACCUGGGGCAUCGACACGCUGUUCAUCGUGAAUGUCUUCGCCGACCUGGACGAAGGCGGUCGACCCACUGUGGAGAUCGCCGAAAACGUCGAGCUAUUCCAGUGGUUCCGCUGGCGCAACGUGCUCAAGGACUCGGGAAAGCUGGAGGAGUUCUUCCUCAGCCACCUACAGGCGAUUCCGGGCUUCCGGUCAUCGCGGGACGAGUACCUCUUGACCGAGAUAGCCGACGCCGAUUCGCAGGUCAUUCCUUCGCUACGGACGGACGAAGCGGUGCCGGACGACCCCACGUACCGCAACCUGUCCGAACUGAUACCUGGCGUCGCGGGCCAGACGUGGGUCCACGAAAUCAACCGGCAGACGGAGCCGUACUUCAAGGUGGAGGCCGAUCACAAGCUCAGACUGGACAACGUCCACUACCUGCAGCAAGUCGGCAGAAUCCUCAAUUACACGGGGAAGCCGCUGCUAGUGCCCAUGUUCGUCGGCUGGACUGUGCUUCGCCACCUGGCUCCGCGUGCCUCCUACAAGGCGGCCACCGUCGUCUACAAGGACACGGCGAGUUACGUCGACGCCUGUUUCAGUUACGUGGCCCGCGCGAUGCCCCUGGCGGCCAGCUAUCCUUACUUGAGCAAGUUACCCACGGCCAGAAUGGAGGCGGUCGCCAGGACCAUGGUCAAGGACGUCAGGCGCGAGCUCGCGGCCACCUUCGCCAACGUGCCCUGGAUGGACAACGCUACGCGCGCUAAGGCCGGCGACAAGCUGGCCGCCAUGGCCGAGGUCCUAGUCAAGCCGGCGUUCCUCGUCGACGAAGGCGCGCUCGACGCGCACUACGCCAACUUCUCGACUCACGACGACUACCUGACGGCGUCGCUGCAGACGGCCAGGUCGUCGACGAGGCUCAUCAUGGCGAAGUUGUCCUCGUACCGAAACGGCGGCGGUCACGGCGUUGCCAUAGAGGACCUCGGAUUCCCGCCUCUGACGGUGAACGCCCUGUACGACAGGGCGCUGAAUGCCAUGGUCGUUCCGGCCGGCAUCAUGAGGCCUCCAUACCUGGACGACGGCGCGUGGACGGCUUUCAACUACGCAGGUCUCGGCGCGGUCGUGGGCCACGAGGUGAUGCACGGCUUCGACGUGCGCGACAGGGAACGGGACGCCAGCGGGGCGCUCCGGGACUGGUGGUCCGCCGACGUUCGCAAGCGUUACGAGGACAAGGUGGCGUGCCUCCGGCGAGCCUACAACGUCGGCCGGUGGCGAGAGACGCAGAAACCUUCAGCUUUCGAAUACGAAGACGUCGCCGACUUCGCUUCGCUCCGCGUCGUCCUGGGCGCCUACAGGCGUCGGGCGUUCCUCCAGCAGCGCGGAGUGCGGACGCCGACGUCUUUCCUGGAGUACUCGGGCGAGCAGCUCUUCUACCUCAACUACUGCUUCAAGCUGUGCUCCGCGGACGAAGACCACGACCUGCUCGAGGGUCCGCGCGCGGAUUUCGCGACGGACGAAGACCGGUGCAACGUGCCGCUGCGCCACCUGCAGGAGUUCUCCGACGCCUUCCGGUGCGCCAAGGGGGACCCAAUGGACGUCGUGGACAAGUGUUCCUUCUGGGACCUGCCUGUGGAGCAGCUGCGCAUGUACGAAGAUGCGAUGGCCGAGUCCCCGUGACAACGCCGCGACAGCGUUAUCUGACUUGGGAAUUGAUAAUUUCGAAACUAUACGCGAACGGCGACGAAA
Messenger RNA from Dermacentor andersoni, 3410 nucleotides. RefSeq names its product neprilysin-1-like. Gene Ontology annotation, biological process: protein processing. Lineage: Eukaryota; Metazoa; Arthropoda; Arachnida; Ixodida; Ixodidae. Gene Ontology annotation, cellular component: plasma membrane. The record is from RefSeq and is a predicted model, not a curated record. Gene Ontology annotation, molecular function: metalloendopeptidase activity.